AUGGAGCUGGUGGAAGGGAAGAUCUCCUGCAAGAAACUCUUCAUCUUCCUGCUCUUCAGCUUCACCUUCGAAUCCUGUCUCUUAGUUUCUCUUCAUCACUUGAGGACUUCCAAGCCUGUACACCACGAUUAUGAUCCCUUUGCACAGACAGCUUAUGCUGGGAAUACCAGCGCCCCGCUGGUGGGCAAACGCAGGCUGACCAUCCUGCUCUGGCAGUGGCCUUUUAGGCAACACUUUGAAUUCAUAAACUGCACGAUGCUCUACAGCACCCCCAACUGCCACAUCACCACCAACCACAGCUGGUCCCAGAAGGCUGAUGCUGUGAUAAUGCACCACAGGGAUGUGUGCUGGAACGCCACGUGGUUGGCCCAGCUCCCCAGACUCCCAUCCCAGCGCUGGAUCUGGUUCAACUUGGAGUCCCCAAGUCACUCGCCAAAUUUAAGAGCCAUGGAUAACCUCUUCAACCUGACCAUGCCUUACCGGAGAGACUCGGACAUCUUUGCCCCUUAUGGGGAGCUGCAGCUCCUUAGCCAGCCCCAGCCUCUCAGCAUCCCACCCAAGACCAAGCUGGUGGCCUGGGUAGUCAGCAACUGGCGAGCUGACUCCCACCGUGUAAAGUACUAUGAAGAGCUGAAGAAACACGUCAAUGUGGACAUCUGUGGACGGUAUCAUUUGCCCCUGCCCCAGGAGAAACUCCUUUCCACUAUGUCCCAGUACAGCUUCUACCUGGCUUUUGAGAACUCACAGCAUGAAGACUACAUCACUGAGAAGCUCUGGAGGAAUGCCUUGUCCUCUAGCACCGUCCCUGUUGUCCUGGGGCCUCCUCGAGAAAACUACGAGCGCUUCUUGCCCCCUGACUCCUUCAUCCAUGUCGAUGACUUCGCCAGCGCCAGGGACCUGGCACGGUACCUGCAGGAGCUGAGCAGGGAUGCUGAGAGAUACCAGCGCUACUUCCAGUGGCGCAAGUGGUUGAAACCCAUGGUGGGAGCUAACUGGUCUCUGCACCUCUGCAGAGCUUGUCACUUCUUGCAGACAACAGAGGCCAGGUACCAAGUUGUGCCCAAUCUGUCUGAGUGGUUCAUGUAG
Messenger RNA from Nestor notabilis (Kea), 1086 nucleotides. Its product is annotated as alpha-(1,3)-fucosyltransferase 6-like. NCBI's taxonomy places the organism in Eukaryota, Metazoa, Chordata, Aves, Psittaciformes, Psittacidae. The transcript has a single exon. Gene Ontology annotation, molecular function: alpha-(1->3)-fucosyltransferase activity. Gene Ontology annotation, cellular component: membrane. The coding region runs from base 1 to 1086 and encodes 361 amino acids. The record is from RefSeq and is a predicted model, not a curated record.